Messenger RNA from Sus scrofa (pig), 591 nucleotides. NCBI's taxonomy places the organism in Eukaryota, Metazoa, Chordata, Mammalia, Artiodactyla, Suidae. The record is from RefSeq and is a predicted model, not a curated record.
AUGUACCUCAUCACUGUGUUUGGAAACCUGCUCAUCAUCCUGGCUGCCAGCUCUGACUCCCACCUCCACUCACCCAUGUACUUUUUUCUAUGCAACCUGUCCUUCGUAGACAUAUGUUUCACUUCCACCACCAUCCCAAAGAUGCUGUGGAACAUCCAGACCCAGAAUAAAGUUAUAACCUACAAAGGCUGUAUCACCCAAAUAUACUUCUACAUACACUUUGCAGGAUUGGAUAUCUUUCUUCUGACUGUGAUGGCCUAUGACCGGUUUGUGGCCAUAUGUGACCCCCUGCACUACAUGCUCAUCAUGAACCCCCAGCUCUGUGGGCUUCUGGUUCUGGUGUCCUGGGUGAUGUUUGUCUCCUUAUUUUAUUGUACUAGCCUAGGAGUGUACCUCAGCCCUUUUGCUACCCACAGCUCACAGUCAAGUGCAACAGCUGCGGUAAUGUACACUGUGGUCACACCCAUGUUGAACCCCUUCAUCUACAGUCUGAGAAAUAAAGACAUAAGGAGGGCUCUGAAAGGAUUCUCUGGGAUGGAAACAUUUGCCAAAGGAGCCUUUGUCCUGAGACUGAAGAAAUGCACAGGAUAG